This is a messenger RNA of Oncorhynchus mykiss (rainbow trout), 4235 nucleotides long. It is a transcript of the gene fbxl13, whose product is annotated as F-box and leucine rich repeat protein 13. Gene Ontology annotation, cellular component: SCF ubiquitin ligase complex. Gene Ontology annotation, biological process: SCF-dependent proteasomal ubiquitin-dependent protein catabolic process. Gene Ontology annotation, molecular function: protein binding. The record is from RefSeq and is a predicted model, not a curated record. NCBI's taxonomy places the organism in Eukaryota, Metazoa, Chordata, Actinopteri, Salmoniformes, Salmonidae.
UCGUGUAGUUGAGUAGCCAGCCUAGGCUACUUCUCAAAUGUUGCUGUAAUAGGUUUCUCCUUUGCAUGGCGCUUUGUUGCACGUUUUUUUUGUAAGCAGGAUAAAGUAAAGCAGAUUAAUUUAAAUUGAAUUCACAGAUGUGAGCGUAGAUGACUCAACUGUUGACUCGCUUAUGCGUCCUAUUCGGCCUGCAGUGUUUGACACAUACGCUUGCCUUUUAGCCACGUUAUGACUGACUUGUGAUCAUUGCCCUUGCUAGUUUGAUUGUAUCGACAUUCCCAACAUUAGUUACAGUAGUCAGUUUUUGUUCAAAAUAUUGAGUUGUUGUAAGAAACUGCAUCAUAAUAUUGAGUUAUUGUAAGAAACUGCAUCCCGUGGAGGCAGAAAACAACGUACCAGGCAAGCUGUGAUUUACAACCUGAUGGCAAUAUUUUUAGACUACCAAAAUAUGAAUUAUGCAUUGAACCGCAUCCAUCUAUUCUAGCAACAAUGCCUUACUGUAUGUCAUGAUAUUUUGAGUCAAAUAGAACCUAUUUUUAAAACAUUUUAUAAAAAGUUGUUUUUGUAGCAUAACUAGGAAUGUCACAUUUUUGACUGAUAUUAUGACUGUCUGUUUGUUUCAUAUUUGCAUAUAUGUCAAUUCCACUUUAACCGUUUUAAAUGUCAACUUCAGUAGGGUUAGGUCAGAGUUCGGACAUCCCAAGGACCCAGAUGAGAUUUUUCCGUACACCACCUACAACAUGGAAUCUUGGUUACUAGGUAACGGUAAACUGUACAUGGAAGUGUCCAAUCAGAGAACAGACCGGGGCCUGCUUGCAAACUUCUGUGUUGACAAAUAUUUUGAUAAUUUUCUAUUUAGCUAGUUAACGUUAUAUUACCUACUUUGGGAUGGAGUUUUGAUAUGGCUUCUUUACAAAAUGCUGACCCGGCGUUGAGGGAAUAUAUACUGAAGCAUUCCUUGCCCCAAAUAUUUCAGGCAUUAUUAACAGGUUUAUGUGUGUCGUGUCCUGAAAGUCCAUUACAUUUUCUGGAAAGGAAGAUUGUGUCUAUUCAGGAAAACCGGGACACUGCUGAGAUUGAUUGGCAUACAUGUGUUGACGAUCCAGAACAAGUCGCCGUGACCUCACUGGCAGGAAGCAUGGUGCAUGACAUCUUUGGGAAACGAGAUGAUACACUGUUUCUCUCCCAUUUGUUUGAGAAGGCCUACUCCUGUUACAGAAUAAGUUUAACAAAUAUGUGCUUCAAGGCGUGGAAAAGGUUCAUCUGGAAUAAGCGGAAGGAGGCCAGGGAGUUGACACUGAAGAUGGAGACAGCUGAGAGGCACUACAUACAGAGGGGCCUGAGGGUCGCACUCUGCAAGUGGGUGGAGUGGGUACAGGUCUGCAAGAGAAGGCAGAACGAUGCCAUGAAAAAGAUCCAGCGAGUGUGGAAUGCUAUCCACUGUAAGAUUGUCAUAGGUGCUUGGCGCUAUGUGGUACAGGACUCAAAACGGACAAAGGAGUACUUUGAGAAACUGGAGAAUGGUCUGUUGGAGAUGAGCAGUAAGGACUCUGACGUUGCCAUUGGAGAGGGACAUGAUGGACUCUCACUGCUACCUUGCAAGCUCUCAAUAAAGGUCUUCCAGAGACUAGACGUAGGAGACCUGCUGAAAUGUGCAGAAGUGUGUCGGACCUGGAAGGCCAUCGCUCAGACCUGCUCACUGUGGAGUCGGAUCAGUUUCUCUGUGGAGAGGGACUGGAUCACAGACCGCAUCGUGGAACAGAUCCUACAGAAGUACCGGCCAUUUGUAGUUCACCUUAACAUGCGUGGCUGCACCUCUCUACAGUGGCCCAGCUUCAAAUGUAUCAGUGAAUGCAGAAACCUACAGGAGCUGAACCUUUCAGAGUGUUUCAACAUUAAAGAUGAGAUGGUGUGUAUGAUUCUAGAAGGCUGCCCCACUCUGCUCUACCUGAACCUGUCCUUCUCAUAUGUGGCCAAUGGGACUCUCAGAGAGCUCUCCAGGAGCUGUCUGAACCUGCAGUUCCUGAGUCUAGCAUGCUGCCGUAUGUUCACUGAUAAAGGCUUACAGUACCUGGCCUCAGGGAAGGGCUGCCACAAGCUCAUCCACCUUGACCUUUCUGGCUGCACUCAGAUCUCAGUGGAAGGUUUCAGGUACAUAGCAGCGGGCUGCCCUCUGCUCCAGCAGAUAGUCUUCAAUGACAUGCCUACUCUGUCAGACAGCUGUGUGCUGGAGCUGGCCUCUAAGUGUCACUCUCUGUCUGCCAUCUCCCUAUGGGACACGCCCCAUCUCUCAGACUCCGCCUUCAAAGCCAUCGCUGAGGUGGCCAACCUCUCCAAGUUCAGUGUUGAUGGUAACAGUCGUAUGUCAGACAUCAGUUGGAGGGCUCUGUGUCGUAGCUCUCCAGGCCUUACGAGACUCCAUGCUGCUGACUGCCCUAGAAUGACUGACUCCAGCCUAAAGUCUAUGGGCGCCCUCAAAAACCUGGUCUACCUCAACAUCUCACACUGCAGCAGGGUGAGUGACAUGGGGCUGCGGUACCUGACUGAGGGGCCUUCUGCCUCUAAACUGAGGGAGCUGAAUCUGAGCAACUGCAGCCGCAUCAACGACUUAGCUAUCAUGAGGGUGGCUCAAAAGUGCAGUAAGCUGAACCACCUGAGUGUGUCUUACUGUGAUAACCUGUCUAAUUCUGGUCUGGAGUGGCUCAGUAGCUGUUCCUCUCUCCUCUCUCUGGACAUCAGUGGCUGCAACAUCAUGGACCAGGGGUUGAUUGCUCUAGGUGGGAACCCUGGCCUGAAGAAGCUGGUUGCCUCUGAGUGUGUCUGGAUCACUGACAUUGGCAUAGAGAAGUUCUGCAGGCAGGCGAGAGGUCUGGAGUAUAUUGAUGUGUCUCACUGUGUAGCUCUAUCUGACCAGGCCAUCAAGGCUCUGUCCUUCUACUGCAGGACUAUAGUCACGUUACGCAUGCCUGGCUGCCCAAAGAUGACAGACCUGGCGGUACAGUACUUGACAGUAGGGCGUCACUUCCUGAGAGAGCUGGAUGUGAGUGGCUGUGUCCUGCUGACUGAUCGCACACCACGCUUCUUACAGACAGGCUGCCCACAGCUCAACACCAUCAACAUGGUCUACUGCAGGGGAAUAUCCAAGCAGGCGGCUCUGAGGCUCCAGCCCUGUGUUGAGAAGUGGGAGCACAGUAACGAUGACGCCCCCUACUGGUUCGGCUAUGACAGUCUUGGCCAGCUGCUGCAGCCAAUCGGACGACCCGACAAGAUCCAGGACACCUGGGAAGAAGAGGAGCCAGCACCAAGAAACAACAAAAAGAGGAAUUUGAUAAAGGCCUGUGGAGAGGACUACGAAUACACAGCAUGAAUACACACACAGUCCAUGCAGAUAAACAAACGCACAACGACUUAGUUUAUACAGUACACACACACCGCCUCACAAUCUAAGGUAAAUCAAAUCCCUAACACAUACACUGCACCUUACAUUAACUCUAGCUCAGAUAUCAAGCAACGGGAAGGAAUGGCCAAAGAUUAAUAACCAGAAAACAAUAUUUUGUAUCUGAGAAUCAAUGCAGUAUAUACAUUUAUGCAGUUUAUACAGAAUAUACAUUUAUGCAAAGCGUCUGCAUCAUACUGUUUCAAAGCUUUCUUCUAUGCAUUGCAACACAAGACAGAUGAUUGAAUUUCAUAAUUACAUCAUAAAGAAAACAAUUUUAGCUUGGAAAUAAUCAUUAAAAAAUAAAUGUCCUCAAUAUGAUUAGAUUUAUUUGUCUUUGUCAACACUUUUCCCAGUUUUUUGUAUUUGCAGUAAAUUGAUCCCCCCCAAACCUAUUUUGUACAUUUUGCAGUUUCUACCCUGUGGUAAGAAAGUCUUAAGAGUUGUUCUUGCUUUGACUGUUGCACACACACUAACCACAGCAGUCUCUGAACUUCUCAAAAGUCCAGUUAGACUUCAAGCUCAAUACCUGACUGAAUAUGUGAGACCUGAAUGUUGUUCAGUGUUUCAAUCUAAGAGCUCUGCUGAUGACCACAAAGACAAUGACUGAACUAGCCUGGCUGCCAGCAUGCCACUAUAUUUCUGCUUGAGCCCUCUCGUAAAGCAGAAACAUGACUGAGUUACCUCUACUAACCAUGAUCAUGUGCUACAACUGUAUAUAGACAUAUAAUAUAGCCUGCAGUUUCCGUUAUCACAUAUGUAGCAUAGCCUUUACUUUCAGGUAUGUUAUUCAGUUCUA